AUGGAGUUUCUUGGAACUUCUCAGACCGCCAGCUACUGUGGCCCCAGGAAAGGGUGCAGCCUGAGCGUGCUGCCCCCUGCCGAGCAGGCUCCCACGAUCCAGGAGUGCUACCAGCCCUAUCACCUGCCGGGGUACCGCUACCUCAACGCGUGGAGGCCCAGCCUCUUCUACAAGAUCUCCACCACCCAGACCUGUCCCGAUGAGUGUCGCGCCAGCCGGCGCCCGCCCACCAUCCUGCCAGCGCUGCGCUCUGCGCUCUUCUGUCGCUACAGCCACCACGACUGGGACCAGUCCAGCCACCUGCAGAUCCGGGGCGCCGAGGCUGCACGGCUGUGGGCCAGCAGGCUGACCGGGGACUCCAUGCAUCUAAUGCAGGACAAGGAGCAACUCACUCAGCAGAUGCAGGAGGGGACCUCCCGGAACCUGGGUCAGAGGCUGUCAGACAUCGGCUUCUGGAAGGCUGAGCUGUGCUACGAGCUUGAGAGGCUCAUGUCGGAGUACAGUAGCUUGGACACCAUCAAGAGACGACUGUUGUGUGCGGCCGACGAGGUGAACGCUCCCCUGCAGGUGAGGGGGCCGGGCGGAGAGGGUGGCCAGCCACCAACUGCCAACACCACCUGCUUUGACUGA
Molecule: messenger RNA, 630 nt
Organism: Castor canadensis (American beaver)
Lineage: Eukaryota; Metazoa; Chordata; Mammalia; Rodentia; Castoridae
Source: RefSeq, a predicted model, not a curated record